Messenger RNA from Alnus glutinosa, 1428 nucleotides. RefSeq names its product AP2-like ethylene-responsive transcription factor At1g79700. The transcript is spliced from 8 exons. Bases 125 to 1309 code for a protein of 394 amino acids. Gene Ontology annotation, molecular function: DNA binding; DNA-binding transcription factor activity. The record is from RefSeq and is a predicted model, not a curated record. Gene Ontology annotation, biological process: regulation of DNA-templated transcription. Lineage: Eukaryota; Viridiplantae; Streptophyta; Magnoliopsida; Fagales; Betulaceae.
AUAAAGCCAAUGAAAGUACGGGAGUUAUAUAUACCUGAACUCAUAACCCAAUUGGGUCAAGCAACCACAUAAGAAAAGAAAGGAAACAGAGAAAGAAAGUACUACCAAAGGAAGCAUUCAAGAGAUGGAAACAAUGAGGGUGAAGAAUGAAGUGAACCCAAGAAGGCGCAGCAAGUGCGUGGCAGAUGGUGAGGCUCAGGCAACACGAUGUGUCAAGAGACGGCGAAGAGACCCAGCUGCUGUUGCACGUCUUAGUGAUGAUACUCAAAGUCAGCCCCAACAGCAAUUUCCACAGCAACAAAUGGAUCAAACUUCUACUGCAAGCACUGUGAAGAGAAGCUCAAAAUUUCGUGGGGUCAGCAGACAUAGAUGGACGGGUCGAUUUGAAGCCCACUUGUGGGAUAAGCUUUCUUGGAAUGUGACACAGAAGAAGAAAGGGAAACAAGUUUACCUUGGAGCUUACGACGAAGAAGAAUCCGCUGCAAGAGCUUACGAUUUAGCUGCCAUUAAGUAUUGGGGGACAUCAACUUUCACCAAUUUCCCAAUAUCAGAUUAUGAGAAAGAGACUGAGAUAAUGCAAACUGUGACUAAAGAGGAGUAUUUGGCCUCUUUAAGAAGAAGGAGCAGUGGCUUCUCAAGAGGUGUAUCCAAGUAUAGGGGAGUUGCAAGGCACCAUCAUAAUGGCAGAUGGGAAGCAAGAAUAGGGAGAGUUUUUGGAAACAAGUACCUCUAUCUUGGCACUUACAGUACCCAAGAGGAAGCUGCUCGUGCUUAUGACAUUGCGGCAAUUGAGUACAGGGGUGUCAAUGCUGUGACUAACUUUGACUUGAGUACAUAUAUAAGAUGGUUAAAGCCAGGAACAAACACCUCAUUAGCCGCUCAUGAACCACAGGCCAUCACAGAGCCUCAGACGAUGGCGUCCCCAACUGGCUACACUCCAAGAGAGGAAUCUAAAUCCUUGUUCUUCCAUACUAAUCCUCUGCUCACAGCAGACUACUUAGAUUCUCCCCCUAAGCAAGAAGUGUUACAAAGCAAAAUUCCUCUUAAGUCGUCCUCUACUACUACCACUGCACUGGGCCUCCUCCUUCGAUCUUCAAUAUUCAAGGAAUUAGUGGAGAAGAAUUCAAAUCUGUCUGAGGAUGACUCUGAUGGUGAUGGGGAAGAGCCAAAGAAUAUUCAAGCACAGAUAGGUAGUGACGAUGACUUGAAUGGGAUCUUUUAUGAUGGAGUUGGUGACAUCCCAUUUGUUUGCACUUCCAAUGGAGAUGGAAUAGAGUUGCAAGAAAGAGAACUCCACUUCAUUUUCUGAAUGGCCCCCGUGGAACGGCAUGACAAGCUUUUGAUUAAUCAAUCAACCAGCGGGUGCAGUACAAUGUCUUUUUGUUUGAAAUUUUAGGAACAGAGUGCGUUGAUAUGGUGUCUACGUGA